Molecule: messenger RNA, 4449 nt
Organism: Peniophora sp. CBMAI 1063
Lineage: Eukaryota; Fungi; Basidiomycota; Agaricomycetes; Russulales; Peniophoraceae
Source: the annotation of a GenBank genome assembly
AUGAAAGCCCUCCUGCGCAAAAAGUCCCACUCGCGCGAACCCGCGCCGGCACUCGCACCACCUCCGCCCUUACCCGCAUCCACGUCCACAUCCUCCCUCGAAGCGCCUCCACCACUAUACGCCCGUUUCGCACGGUCCGGCAGUGCCAGCCCCACCGUGGACGACGUUGGCCAGGGCUCGGGAGCGAGACCGAGUAUAGGCGGGCCGAUGCCGCUCGCGAGUAAAGCUGCACGGGCCCAAGCCGGCGGUAGAGACAAGGCGCUUCCUACGCCCGCACCCGUUCAGGAGGCGCCCAGGAUCGGAAAGAGCUCUUCCUCGUCUGGAUUCAGGAAUGGAAAUGGCAACGGAUAUAAUGGAGGGAGGGAGAUGAACGGUGGGGGUAGUGGUAUCAGGGAUAUGAACGGACAAGGACAGGGAGGGCUGCCGAGUCCACCGACUAGCCCCGCUCUUGCGCCUACAAAUGUUGUCAGGCCUAUGAGCAGCGUGCUGGACGACCCGUUCGCGGCGCCGAGGUUCGCGACGCCGCCUGCUAUGCCGAGGGAUCCGGAGAUGGAUGGGCUUAAUGGACGGUCAAAGAGGGAUAGUAUGGGCUCAGCAUACGCUCAACAGGCACCGAUCCAACCAACGACCCCCCGCCGCGCCUCGAAACUUGUCAAACGCGCCCCAUCCUCCUCCCAAGUCCCACAACAAUCCCGCGCGCCGCACUCCCCGCCACCCUCCUUCAUGCGCGGACCAAACGGCGUCAUCACGCCCCCUCAAAGCGUCGACGGCCACGGUACACGCUCCAUCGACUCGCACAUGGGACCGAGAUCGAUCGACGGGCACGGUGCGGGUCCACGUUCAUUAGACGGCCAUCUCCACCGCCUCCCGCAUCCACCGCCCUCGCAAUUCCAACAGCAGCAGCAGCAUAAUCAUAAUCAUCUGCAUAAGCGCUUGUCGAAGCAGCCCUCUCAGCGCUCUGUACACUCAGGCGGACCCGUGAACCUCUAUGCAGACCCAUCGCACGAAGAGUUCGAUCCGGCCUCGUUCGCCAGUCCUGCGCCUAGCAUCUCCGGACUCCCUGCGCAAGGUCAAGAGGCGUAUGCGCCGCCGCAGCCGGUACAGAGGAAGGCGUCGUCGGGGGUGGCUGGAGUUGGUGUAGGAGGGGGAGCGCCGAGCGUGAAACCGGGCCAGAUAUUCCCCGCCCGACGAGGUCCGCUCAUAUUCGGCGCGCAGGACAGCGGUGCGGCGCCCAGAGCGAUUCCAGCGUCUGGCCCGCCUCAACCUCCUUCUGCACCAUCAUCUUCAGCAGCACCUCAACUUGCGCCGGGAUUUCAACAGCAGCAGCAGCAGAGACUGAGGGGUCCACAGGGAUACGGUCCUCCACCUCAAGCGCAAUCGGUGCAAGUGCAAAGAUCAGCAUCGCAGCAGAUUCCCACGCCUCCCGAAAGGGAACGCGAGACGUUCGCGCCGCCCCCGCGCUCGUCGUCUGUUUCGCAGCCGAACGGAGGGGGAGGGGGAGGGACGGUGUCGUACAUCCGCGGACCGGACGGCGUGUUGAGGCGCGUUCAACAGCCCGCGCCCACUUCUACGCAGACCCCAGCGCAUUCCGAGCGCGUGCUGAGUCCGCCGCCGGGGUCGGAGAGGAUGCUGUCUCCACCACCGGGCUCUUCGCGCGGGAUUUCUCCUUCGCCUGCGACGUCGUCGAGAGUACUCAGUCCUGAGGCGCCUUUGCGGGCGCUGUCGCCGAGUCCUGCGCCUACUGCGCGCGCGUUGAGUCCGCCGAUUGAGCCUGGUUCAGGCGCAGGUGCGGGGAGGCAGAGGAUUACGGCUGAGGGGAGGCAGAGGGCCGAUUCGAAUGCGCGGGCUUCGAGAGCGAGGAAGGACUCCGCGGCUGGAGUUGAGAGGCAGAGGAAGGAAUCUGCUGUUGGAAGACAGCCGACGGACUCGUCGCUCGAGUCGGCGAGUGGGAAGGGGAGGAGGAGGGGCAAGAGUAAGAGCGGAGACGAUCUGGACGCGGAGAACGAAAGGGAGGGCGCGGAGAGGGAGAGGGAGAGGAAGUUGACGGAUAGCGGGACGUACGACGCGUACUCGCCCUACGACGCCGCUCUCACGUUUGCGUCUGCGUCACGUCCUGGGACCGGAACGUCGUCCAACAGACCCGGAACCGGAACAUCAUCUGCGCAUUCAAGGCCGGGGACUGCUACGUCCGCUUCUACGUCCCGAGCAGUGACGCCGCCCGCUACGAGCCUCUUAUCGACAAGCCCACCACCGAUGUACGCCGAUGGACUCGUCGCGUCGCCCAUUGACGCAUUCGCACCUUCGCAUUCGCCUCUAUCGCAUUCGCCCGCGCCCCCCUCACCGCUCCCACCUUCGCGCUCACCACAACCUCCGCCAUCACCUCAACAGCGCCGCGCAUCGCCCGUCCAGCACCGCGAUAGGCGCGCCGUAUCGCCCGACACAAUGCGUUACGGCUCACCCGAGAAACCACGCGUUCUCCCCACAUAUCCCACAAGCUCUACUCCGGGCUCUCCGCGACAGACGCAUCGGAAGAGCAGGGCGUUCGAGGAGCAGAGGAAGAGCCGCGCGUUCGACGAGAGCUUUGAGUCCGAGGGCGACUUUGAGCCCGUGGGCGGGAUGGACGAGGAGAGGAGGGCGUCGAGGGCGCUGUUGAGUGAGGGGUUUAGGGCUUCGAGGGCGUUGUUGAGUGAGGAGAAGGUGCGGUUGGAGGGGGAUAGGGAGGGGGAGAAGAGGCCUGUGUCGUACGUUGAUGAGAAGGAGGCUAUGAGGGAGAAGGAGAAAGAGAAGGAGAUUGGGAGGGAGAAGACGGUCACGCGCGAGGAUAGGCGCAAGUCGAGGAUCGGAGGGAUCGCGGAGAAGAGGGUUUCGAGGCUCGUUGAGAGGCCUGUUACACCCCCUGCCACACAAGAGAAUGGGAACGGGGCGGUGCAGAGCUCGCCGACGUCGCCGUCGAGGGUUCGGACGAGGGCUGCUGCUGGCGCGCUGGAGCCUGUUCGACAGAGUGUGGUGGAGGAUAGUCUUGAAGAGACGUACUAUCCCAUCCUCAAGCAUCUCGGCGAGCCUGAUUUGCUUGAUGGUCUCAUGCGGUACCUCACCUUCGCAGACUGGCUCUCCCUCUGGACCUGCUCCCGCCAAAACAUGAAAUACCUAAACGAAACGCCCUACCUCCGCGAACUAAUUCUCGAGCGGUGGCUCGCGCCCGUCGGAUACACACGCUGGCCGCUCCCUUCUUCCGGCCCCGGCGCCACGAUCGCGCAGAGCAAGAACAAAGACCCUCUACCGCUCACGCUUAAGGAGCUCGCGGCGUACAUGCGCGGCGUAUCCGCCCCGCCACAGGCGAAUGUGCUUCUGGCGCAGGACGCGUUGAGGGGACAGGCGCCGGCUGAUGCGGUCAGGGCCGCGAAGAAGAGCACGAGGGCGUAUAAUCGCGUUGUGCUUCGCCUGAGGGCGCAGGCCGAGCUCGUACCGCCCGAUCGGGAGCGGACUGGUCGGCGGGAGCGGAGCGAGCAGGGUCAUGGGCCUCCGCCGUCGUGGAGCGCCGGUGGACGUGCUGCGGGAGGACGCAGUCAGUCUCGGGCGCCUAGUCCGACGAAUAGUGCGUGGGGCGGACAUUCGACGAGCGGACAUGGUCGACGGCCGUCGCAGGGUGGCUCUACGCCUCCCCAGCUGCCUGUAGUCAACACUACGAACGCACUGUACCGCCCUCGCCGCGCACCGCUGUUGAGAGUGUUCGUACCAGCCAACGGAGACUGGCUAGACGACCAAGGCGUCCUCGAAGCCGAGGGCGAACUCCGCAAAGCCGGUAUCGCGCCCUUCUUGCGCUCCGGGGACGUCGUAUGGGACACCGCGCUCGGCGACGAGGGCAAUACGGGCCGCAUGCUCUGGGACGGUCGGUACCUUAUCGAUCUGGAUUAUACGUAUACGCCGCUGGGGGAUGUGCCGGGGAGUUUACCAAGUCUGGCGUUCGCGCCGAGCUUUUGGCAUAGGGUUGUUCGGACUAGUGGGGAGAGGGGGCCGGUUGUGCAUGUCGAUGUCAGUCCGUGGGCGGAGGAGAUUGCGGGGAAUUUACAGUUGUUGCAGGAUAGGGUCCGGACAGAGACACCGCAAGGCAACUACCAUACCGUCGUCCGAUGGGUCCACCGCUCAUCAUUCUCCGUCCGACAUCUGAACCCACCACACGCACCAACUCUCAUCCUCCCCGGACGCGUCAGCGCGCCUAUUGACCAGGGCUGGUACGGCACAGUCGUGAUCGAGGCUGAAGGCACGAACGAGGGCCUCGCGGAUCUGCAACAGCGUUGUAGAGGAGGGUUCCCGCCUAAUGCUGCACCGGGGCAUACAUUGAGGAGAGGCGAGCGCGAGUUUAAGGUGUGGCGCAUUCUGCGCGAGCGCAGUCGACCGGGCGAGAUCUGGAUCCGCGCGGUGAGCUACAAGGAGAGGUUGCUACCAUGA